Messenger RNA from Diospyros lotus (date-plum), 1745 nucleotides. Its product is annotated as chaperone protein dnaJ 49-like. The transcript is spliced from 2 exons. The record is from RefSeq and is a predicted model, not a curated record. NCBI's taxonomy places the organism in Eukaryota, Viridiplantae, Streptophyta, Magnoliopsida, Ericales, Ebenaceae. Gene Ontology annotation, biological process: cellular response to misfolded protein. Gene Ontology annotation, molecular function: Hsp70 protein binding. The coding region runs from base 222 to 1304 and encodes 360 amino acids. Gene Ontology annotation, cellular component: endoplasmic reticulum membrane.
UUCAGAGCUCCAUCUGUCUGUCUGUCUCUCUCUAUCUAGCACGAUGGAGACCUAACCCAAUUCCGAGCCAAUCGAUCUCUCUAACCCUAAUCGAUUGACCCCCAAAUCCUGAUUCCGAUCCAUCCCUCGUUUUCAAUUUCCAUCUUCUAUAUCUGCACUAAUAGAUACGUUUGGUGCUUGGUUUUCUAGGGUUUGAUCGUUUGAAUUUUGGGGUUUACAAGAUGGACGGGAACAAAGACGAGGCGCUGAGAUGCUUGAAAAUCGGCCGCGAUGCGCUCGAUGCUGGCGAUCGAACCCGGGCUUCGAAAUUCAUCGCCAAAGCUCGCCGCCUAGAUCCGUCGCUGGCCGUCGACGAUCUGCUCUCGAAGAUUGAUGGUCAAGCCGGUGACGGAUCGACAAACGGCCCGUCAUCAUCGUCGGCUUCAUCCAAAGCAUCCGAGAACAAUGAUGAGAGCAACUCAGGCCCUCGGCGGAGGGUUCCGGCAUCUGGAUCGUCGCCCUCGAACGCGUCGGUGACUUAUACGGAGGAGCAGGUCUCAAUUGUGAGGGAAAUAAAGAGGAAGAAGGAUUACUACGAGAUAUUGGGGUUGGAGAAGGAUUGCAGUGUCGAGGAUGUUCGAAAGGCUUAUCGGAAGCUCUCUUUGAAAGUUCAUCCUGAUAAGAAUAAUGCUCCCGGGGCCGAGGAGGCCUUCAAGUUGGUUUCCAAGGCUUUUCAGUGUUUGAGUAUUGAGGAGAGUCGGAAAAAGUACGAUGUUGUUGGUUCAGACGAGCCUGUGUACGAGAGGCAUCCUGCGAGGGCGAGGGCACAAGGUUUUAAUGGGUUUUAUGAUGCUGAUAUAGAUGCGGAGGAAAUAUUUAGGAACUUCUUCUUUGGAGGAAUGAAUUCAGCGGCGGCUACUCAGUUCAGAUCCUUCAGCUUUGGACCUGGGGUGGGAGUGAGAGUGGGGAAUAACGGGUCUGCUGGAUUUGCUAGGACAUUGAUUCAGUUGCUGCCAGUGCUUCUGAUUAUACUAUUGAACUUUAUGCCAUCAUCUGAACCUGUAUAUUCACUGUCGAAGUCAUAUCCUUAUGACCAUAGGUUUACUACGCAAAAGGGUGUCAAUUUUUAUGUGAAGUCUGGGAGGUUCGAGGAGGAUUACCCUCCUAGUAGCUCGGAACGGUCAAAGCUUGAACUACAGGUGGAGAGAGAUUACGUUUCCAUUCUUUCGCAUAACUGUCGGCUUGAGUUGCAGCGACUCCAUUGGGGUUUAGUUCGAGAAACACCGCAUUGUGACUCACUGAAGCAGUUUCAGAUGGCUGGUUGAUAACAUAAUUCAAGAUUUUUGGGCAGUUCAACGAUCUCCACAUUUCCCAUCUCGUAGAAUUUCAAGGCAGUUAAGGAUUUGCUUCAAGGACAUAAAGGAUGUUAACACUUGCAAUUUUGGGAGUAUACGUGUAUACCAUCUUGACCAAGCAUGACUUGGGCAUGUGUGGUCUUAUAAACUUCUACCAGUUUAAUGCACCAGUAAUUUUUCAUAGCAUUCUGUGGGCUCAAGUCCGUUUGCAGUUGCCCAGCAAUUUGCACAACAUGGACCUUCCCACACAAACCCAAGUGAUAGCGUAUUGCCUAGAUUACUCUCUGGUUCGUAUAAAUGUUCUGUUUGAUAACUUCCAAGCUUUUUAUACUUUUGAACGCUAUAUGUAAGGUUACCUUAUUUGAGUAUUUUUGUAUUAGUUUCCCAAUGAUGCAUCAUUUACUUACAAUA